AUGGCAUCAAGAGGACAUUUUAGCCCCACAUUUGGAUGCACAUAUAAAGUCCAGCAAACUUCCUCAAAGUCCCAUCCGGCUCCACCACGGUCGAAUUUUCGGUCUCAGAGCGCGUGCGCUAUAUCUUUAAGACGGGGGUUCCGAACGCUCACAAACGGCAAAACGCGGAUUCGAAGGCGAGCCGGUUCGAAGGGCCGGGCCAGACGCUCGGGGGGAUGGACGCGGACAACGUCAGAAACUCACAGCGGUAGCGCUCGUUUGACAAGGUUCCCGCUGGAAACGCGUCGGCCGUGCUGGUGGGGACCGCGCAGGCGGCUAACGGGGAAGGUCCGGGCAUCCAAAGGCCCGUCCUGUCGGCGGCGGGGCCUGGGGAGGGAGGGGCCGGCCGGCGGCCAGGCCGAGGCGGCGUUUACCUUCCAGUGGGGCGGGCCCGGGCGGUCGGUAGAGCGCGAGCCCUCGGCUCCGGGGGCGCUCAACCCCGACGACUCCUUCCCCCGCGCAGGGGCCGCGGCAUCGCCGGGGCUGGGAAGGGCCUGGCGCCGCGGACGAGAAGGCAGCGCCUCCAAAGCCUCUUCCCUCCCUGCUUGCUUUAGACCCCGGCGCGGGCCCGGAGGCGGGCGCGUUGCCGACGUCAUGCGCGCGCCGGAAGUGCCUGCCUCGGAGCGGAGACGAACUGACUACCACAAUUACCGAGACUCCAGGCGGCCCAGAGUUGUGGCUCACAGAAGAGAUGAAAUGUGGUCUGAGGGACGACAUGACUACGAAAGGCUUCCAAGAGAACGAGCACCUCCUCGAAAUCACCCCAAUGAUGGCUACCAUAGAGUAGUUAAUAUUGUGACAAAGAAACCACCACUGCUAGACAGACCGGGUGAAGGAAGCUACAGUAGAUAUUACAGUCAUGUUGAUUACCGAGACUAUGACGAGGGCCGCAGUUUUUCUCAUGAUCGAAGAAGUGGUCCACCUCACAGAGGAGAUGAAUCUAACUAUAAAUGGACAAGAGAUGAUCAUUCUGGAAGUCGUCAGCCUGAAUACAGGGACAUGAGAGAUGGCUUUAGAAGAAAAAGCUUCCAUGCUUCCCAUUAUGUGAGAGACCGGUCUCCUCAUAAAAGAGAAAAUCCGUUUUUAAGAGAAUCACCUGUUGGCAGAAAGGAUUCUCCACACAGCAGAUCUGGCUCCAGUGUCAGUAGUAGAAGCUACUCUCCAGAAAGAAGCAAAACUUACUCUUUCCAUCAGUCUCAACAUAGAAAACCCGUGCGUGCUGCUGCUUCCUACAAACGGCAGAAUGAAGGAAAGCCAGCAAGAGAUAAAGAGAGACCUGUUCAGUCUUUGAAAACAUCAAGAGACACUUCACCCUCAAGUUCUUCAACAGUUCCUUCAUCAAAGGUGUUAGACAAACCCAGUAAGCUAACUCAAAAGGAACUUGCUGAGGCUGCAAGCAAGUGGGCUGCUGAAAAGCUAGAAAAGGCAGAUGAGAGUAACUUACCUGAAAUUUCUGAGUAUGAGGCAGGAUCCACAGCACCAUUGUUCAUUGACCAGUCAGAAGAACCUGAGUCAAAUGCAGCAGAUGGCAUAGAAUUAUUUGAAGAUAGUCAGCUAAACAGCCGCUCCAAAGCAAUAGCAUCAAAAACCAAAGAGAUUGAACAGGUUUACCGACAAGACUGUGAAACUUUCGGGAUGGUUGUGAAAAUGCUGAUUGAAAAAGAUCCUUCAUUAGAAAAGUCCAUACAGUUUGCAUUGAGACAGAAUUUACAUGAAAUAGGCGAGCGGUGUGUGGAAGAACUCAAGCAUUUCAUUGCAGAGUAUGACACCUCUAGUCAAGACUUUGGAGAGCCUUUUUAAAAAUUUACUUGCUCAGGCCAAAAAGAAAA
Molecule: messenger RNA, 1868 nt
Organism: Myotis daubentonii (Daubenton's bat)
Lineage: Eukaryota; Metazoa; Chordata; Mammalia; Chiroptera; Vespertilionidae
Gene: PPHLN1
Product: periphilin 1
Biological process (GO): negative regulation of DNA-templated transcription; negative regulation of gene expression, epigenetic; protein localization to heterochromatin
Cellular component (GO): nucleoplasm
Source: RefSeq, a predicted model, not a curated record